Owenia fusiformis is the source of this 1230-nucleotide messenger RNA. The record is from the annotation of a GenBank genome assembly. NCBI's taxonomy places the organism in Eukaryota, Metazoa, Annelida, Polychaeta, Sabellida, Oweniidae.
GUUUCUUUAGAGUCCCUGGACAAACAUGAACAUAUUCUCCAUUUUAUAUCUACAACAACAAAUGAUAAUAUGAAGAGAUUGUGGACAAUUGUUUACAUAACAGGAGCAAUGUUUUCAGUUGCCAGUGCCACCACAUGUUACAGCUGUAAUGGCGAAAAUAACUUCAGGGACUACGAAAAAUGCAAGGACGCAUUUUCUGGCCUGGCAGACGUAAAGUAUUGCAGUACACAAUGCUUCAAGAAGAAAUUUGAGCACAAGCUUUUUGGAAAUUCUUGGUACAGAGUGGAGAGAGGAUGUGCAAGUAUAUUUGACCAGAAUGAGGAGGAAUGGUGUACCACAACUGGACAAUUCAUAUACGGCUCUGGAACUAAAAUCACAACGUGUUAUUAUAAGGAUGAUUUGUGUAAUACAGGAACACUCAUCACAACACCAGCGUUGGCCAUGAUUACCUCUAUAUUAGCCACAACCAUAGGUUUUGGCAUAGUUUGAAGAAGUGGGAAGUUGAGGUCUUGGUGUUGAUGUCAAUUUCAUGAUAUUUCUUAACAGCCUAUGGUGCGUUUGAGCGCCAUGAGUUAGGUCAGGGUAUAAAUGGCGUAGCCUUUUCCUGUUUGAUAGAGGAAUCUGGUGCGGCAGUCACUCGCACAAAUGCUAAAGUGCUGGUGUGAAAAUCUUAUGGUGCCAAAGAGAUUUGGUCUCCCUGCUAUAAAUGGCCCAUAAAUGCCCCUCUUAAGUGUGAACUCAUAAGAGUGAGAAUUCACUAUAAAUCAAAGGUGGUGGAACCGUUUUUGGACAGAGCCAAAAUUACAUUAACACCAGGGAUAUCAUUCGACUGUACGAUGCAUGUAAUGGGAUGCGACUUGUAAGACCAUCAUCUUAUAAUAUACUGAUUUGAUACUCCCAGGCAUUUGUCUGACAUGAAUGUCCAAUUUGUAAAUGCUUUUGUCACUUGAAUAUACAUCCGCCUGAUGUGAAUUUCAUCAUACCACUUGUAAAUGUGUUCGUCUGACGUUGAUAUCAUCAAUUUAUACUGAUCAAUGCAAUAUUUGUUAAGCCAUUCAUCUAAAGGCUAUCACUUAAAGGGACAUUUUCCAUAUGUGGAUGUCACUUGUAAAGGAAUUUGUCUGAUGUAGAUGUCACAUGUAGAAAUUUGCCUGAUGUAUGUCAAUUGUAAAGACAUUCGUGUAGAUGUCACUUGUCUUUGAUGGAUGUCAUUUGAAAAGGCAUAUGGCU